AUAUAUCAGUCGUUGAAAAAGUGAAUAGUACAAUUUGCGAAACCCGAACAUUGCAAAUAUCAUGUUACAUUGCAAGUCCUUGAAUAAUUACAUCUUAAAAAUGUCGUAUAUGGGGGGGGGGGGGAUAUGUUAAGAAAAAAUAAUGGAAAUGUUAGCCAGGCAUAUAUGGCUCUGCUUUGCUUGUAACCAGGAAUGAGAGUACUUUGACACAUUACCAGCAGCGUAACGUUUUAAAUGUCAAGUGUUCCUUUCUUUCUUUCUCCCCCCCCCCUCACACACUUUGCGGAACACACUUGUACCUUGAAAAUAUUGAAACGCAGAGGUCGCUUCAACAUCAAUAAAUAACAAAAGAUCUCGGAACCAUGUGGUCUCGUGCCUUUAUUCCAUUCAGCCUCAUAUUCCAUUUUCGAAGAUGUCGGCAACUAGCGGAUCUCGCAUCCCUCAGCUCUCUCGCGAACACAUGGAGGCGUUGGUCUCCUAUAUGGAGACCAACCGCCAAUUAGCUAACCCUGCGGACGACCUGAAGGGCAAUCCACAAGGUGGUAGCCGCGACGCAGAGUGGCGGAUGCUGGCCGAGGUCCUCAACCGAGGCCAGCAGUAUCAGCGCACUGCCGCUCAGUGGCGCACCACAUGGCUUGAUAAGCGGCGUGCCAUUAAGAGAAAAUAUAACGAGUGGAAGGCGUCCUGCACAAGGACGGGGAACAGGACGUUCGAAGACGCCGUGGGGGAGUUUUCGGACAUAGACGCCCGGGUCCUGCAGCUGCUUGGAGCAGGUCGUGUUGACCACUUCUCCUCCAACUGGCUCCUGUCGAGUGGUCUUGGUCCGCGCACGUCACCGCGCAACCAGCAGAGUGGAGGAGAAGGUGGUGUGGAGGGCGAUGCUGCGGGCAACGCCGGCAACGACAACAGCAGCUCAGGAGCCAGCGACUAGUUCACCCCUGCGGCUGCACCUCCCCGUCGCGUGCAUACUGUGACGCCACCCAGCUCGACAUCUCCGCCACGCCUCGUGACACGCUGGGAGCAGGAGGACGCCACUCUUGAUCAGCUGGUGGCGGGAGCGGCUGAACAUAGCGCCCUCAUGAGCUCGGCCCUCGACCGCCUGGACCUCGUCGUGGAGGGUGUCCAGGCCAUCAGGACCGCCGUCGACACCAGCAACUAGCCCGUCGUCGAUGCGAUAAACAACCUUGCUGCCGCCAUUAACGACCUUGUGCGGCAGCAACAGUCACACGAACGGGCGAUGGAACAGGCAAUGGUGGAGCGGGCCCUCCUCGUUAUGUUGGCUCGAGCCCAAGCUCCAGCGCCAUGACGAUCCUCGCCAUCCCGUUGUAAAUAUUCUACAAAUCGUAUAUAGUGUGCAUAUUAAUUUCCGUAAU
This is a messenger RNA of Ornithodoros turicata, 1373 nucleotides long. RefSeq lists its product as uncharacterized. Lineage: Eukaryota; Metazoa; Arthropoda; Arachnida; Ixodida; Argasidae. The record is from RefSeq and is a predicted model, not a curated record. The coding region runs from base 413 to 931 and encodes 172 amino acids. The transcript is spliced from 4 exons.